Messenger RNA from Erinaceus europaeus (western European hedgehog), 2824 nucleotides. It is a transcript of the gene MKRN2OS, whose product is annotated as MKRN2 opposite strand. The transcript has 4 exons. The record is from RefSeq and is a predicted model, not a curated record. Bases 89 to 847 code for a protein of 252 amino acids. NCBI's taxonomy places the organism in Eukaryota, Metazoa, Chordata, Mammalia, Eulipotyphla, Erinaceidae.
CGCACCCUGGGGCUGGGUGAGAAAGAGACUCGGCAAACAGCACACCUGGGCGCUGGCUCUUUAAGAAGCCACCUGCGGGCUCUGUGGAAUGACAUCACUGCAGCUCAGCGUACCUGCUGCUACCAGGUCAUGUGAGAAGGAAGUCUCUAGAAGGAUCCUUGUGUCCUGGUUUUCUGUCAGUCUGGAGGGGAGAGCCAUGCAUGAGGAGGCCGGGCAGUCUCUGGUUCAGUUCCGUCACUGCGGAAGGGACAUCUACUGCUUCUGCGUCCCCCGCUGCUGCCCCCUCUGCCAGCAGGACCUGGGCUCCCGGAAGCUGGAGGAGGCCCCUGUCAGCCUCUCCAGUCCCUUCUCCAAUGGCCACCGGGAGCCGUGCGCCUUCGUGCUCAGACCAACGUACGGGACCUUCCUCAGGGAGUACGACGGAAGGUCGGACCUGCAUGUGGGAGUCACCAACACACGCGGGCUGGUUUACAACUACACGGAGCUGGGCGUGCGGCAGGAGCUCGAGGGCUGGGAGCAGAGCGUGAGUGUCCCCUUGCUGCAGCCCUCCAUGCUGGCGCUCAGGGACCAGUGGGACCGCUACCUGGAUGACUUCUCUGCCUCGGGGACCUGGCUGCCCCACAGGUACCACGAGGAGACCCAUAACUGCGCCACCUUCGCACUUGCCUUCAUCAACUGCAUCCUGGCCACCGAGGGCUGGGGACAGCUGGACAAGGGCAGCUUCACGGAGAGGUUCCUGCUCCCGCGGACACGCAGGGCAUCCAAGUACAUCGUGCUCCAUCGGGCCAUAGAGGAGAAGGGUUUCUAUGCGACAGAGCAGCCCCCACAGGACAGCGCGUCCUGCUGAGGGCUGGGGGUGGGGGGCAGCAGGGCAGGGGACCUUCAGUGGGCUCUGAGGCCAGUCAUGAAGGAGGGACGGUACACAGCUGCUGCUAUGGCCCAAGGCUCCCCAAGGCCAAUAAAGCUUGCCGGUGGCUCUCAGAACUGAUUCUCUCAGAACUGGGUUUGCAGCUGGGAGUCCUGCCCAGGGCCCAGGGGGCUGCCCAGAGCUGUGAGAACGGACCUGGAAACUGACCAGAGCCUAGCAAAUCACCUGGGUGAGCUCAUGACAUGGGGCUUGGAAGAAGGUGAAUGAGGACUGCCCUCAUCCCACUGCUGUCAUUUCUUUCUGGAAAGAAAAGUAUUUGUUGAUUGUUGUGAGAAAUAGAGAUUUUGGGGUGGGGCGGGGGGGGGGGUUCAGGUCCUGGUGCCUGGUGGUGGAGGAGGGCCUAGGCUGGGGGAGAGUGUUUUGCAGAAAACUGAGAUGUUUUACACAUGUACCAGCAACUGUAUUUACUGUAAAUCAUUAAUACUCCUCCCCCCAAAACCAGAAGGGAUAGGUGGAGGUGUUCCCGGUGUAGGCACACACCGUGUGCAAGGACCCAACUUCCAUCUCCCCACCUGCAGGGGGGAAGCUUUAUGAGGGGUAAAGCAGGGCUGCAGGUGUCUCUCUCUUUCUCCCUCUCUCCCCUCACAUCUCAAUUUCUCUCUGUCUUAUCAAACAAAAUAGAAAAGAGGAAAAAAUAUGGAAGAAAAAGAACAAAGAGGAAAUACAAAGUAGAACUUAGACUGGGAAAAAAAGUCUGCUUACCUCAUGUUUGGUGAUGGAAAUAGAACAAACGCUUUUCCUUUCUCGCUAUAAUUUUUUAUUCAUAAAAUAAAAAUGGUUUAGCCAUAUAUAGAGAGAGCCAUAAUGAGACAGGGCAGAACACCAGUCAGCCCUGGCUUUGGGUGGCGUCUGGGGUGGAGACUGGGGCCUCAGGCACAUAAACCCUGUGCCCUAAGUCAGCACUUUUAUUUUCAGAGCACGUGGGAGUGGGAGGGAGAUAGCUCAGCAUGUAGCUCCUGCCCCCUGUGAUGGGGCCCUGGGCUUGAGCCCCUGCACCACAUGGGGUGCCACAUGCAGCACUGGGGGAAGCUCCAUGGAGGUGGAGUGGUGUUUUGGUUACCCUCUUGCUUCCCUCUCUUCUCUUCCUAAAGAUGAAAAAAAACACACACACACAAAAAAAAAACAGGGCCUGGGAGGUGACUCAGCACUGUGUAGCAAGGAGGCCUCUGGUCCAUCCCCUGGUGGUGCAUUCAGAAAAUGUACCUGGCAACUCUAACCUUCGAGACUAGUUAACACUCCCUCUCUGCACUGGCUUUCUGGCAUCUGGCUGCUUGAACUGGAGAGACAGUUCUCCGUGGGCAACGAGCCAGUCUGAUUGCUUUUGUCUGUUUAGAUCCGGAUGGGCAGAGAGGUGGAGAGGGAGAGACAGAGACCACAGCACAGAAGGUUCCUUCAGUGUAGUAGGGGCUGGGCUUGAACCUGGGUCGCGAACCUGGGUCGCAUACGCGGAGAAGCUACGCCUGUCUGGCCUGCUGGCUUCUGUUUUAUCUGACCUGCUGUGGGGUGAGGGUGGGCAGGAUACUGGGAUCACCUCCACAGAGCACCCCUGCCGCUCUCAAUGCAGAGCUCAGAAGGGCCCCGGGAAGGGCUUUCUUUGUCCUCCAAGGCCUCCAGGAGGAAGAAUGGGGUGGGGAGUAUGGGGGUGAACCUCCACACAGAAACGAGAGCUGGAGGGACAGCUCACCUGGUGGGGCUCACGGCUCACCAUGCCCAAGUUCCCAUGUUCAAACCCCAGCACUGCAUGGGAGGUGUGAUGGAGUCCCAGGUUCCGGUGCUGGGGUGUUUCUCUUUGUGAAUGAAUUAGUAGCCUGAAACUGGAGAGCGGGGAACUGUCAGGUGUGCACUAAUUACUACCCUCGGCAAUAUUUUGGAUAUUAAAUUGAAAUACACCGUCAA